UCAGUAGCCUGUCCAUCUCCAGUCCAGAUCCCUACUCAAGUGUGUGACAGAAAAUACACAGCAGGAUGUCAACUUUAAAGGAGAUAUGCAAUGGUUUACCGCUGGACCCUUUGCCUCCUAACCGGGGAAGAGACCCUAAUGUGCCACAUGCACCUGUCCGGACCCCAAACCUUACAGCAGAGGAGGAGCGGCUGGCACUGAGAAAUGCUUUGCGUUAUUUCCCCCCCUCCCACCACGCAGAACUUGCACCUGAAUUUGCUCAAGAGCUGCGGCAGUACGGGCACAUCUACAUGUACCGCUUCUGCCCCACGUUACGCUUGAGAGCAUACCCCAUAGAUCAGUACCCAUGCCGCACACGUCAAGCAGCCUCAAUAAUGCUCAUGAUCAUGAACAACCUGGACCCAGCAGUUGCUCAGUUUCCCCAGGAGCUCGUCACCUAUGGAGGGAAUGGACAGGUGUUCAGUAACUGGGCCCAAUUCUGCCUCGUGAUGCAUUACCUGAGUGAGAUGACAGAGGAGCAGACUCUGGUCAUGUACAGCGGUCAUCCCAUGGGCCUGUUCCCCAGCCUGCCUUCCUCACCUCGUGCCAUCAUCACCAACGGCAUGGUUAUUCCAAAUUACUCCUCCAGAGAGACUUAUGAGAAGAUGUUUGCUCUCGGUGUGUCAAUGUACGGUCAAAUGACAGCUGGCAGCUACUGCUACAUUGGGCCUCAAGGGAUUGUUCAUGGCACUAUGCUGACUGUGCUGAAUGCGGGCCGGAGGUACCUGGGCUCUGAUGACUUGAGGGGUCGUGUCCUUGUGACUUCUGGCCUGGGGGGCAUGAGUGGAGCUCAGGCUAAAGCUGCCGUCAUUGCCGGUUGUAUUGGUGUGAUUGCAGAGGUGGACGAGGCUCCUCUAAGAAAGAGACACGAGCAGGGCUGGCUGAUGGAGGUCACAAGUAGUUUGGAUCAAUGCAUUAAACGCAUCAGAGAGGCCAGGAGCUCAAAGACUCCCCUCAGUCUGGGUUACCAUGGCAACAUUGUAGAUUUAUGGGAGAGGCUGCUGUUGGAGUAUGAGAGGACAGGUGAGUGCCUGGUGGAUAUGGGUUCAGACCAGACCUCCCUUCACAACCCAUUCAAUGGGGGCUACUAUCCGGUCCAGCUCAGCUACCAACAGGCCAAUCAGCUCAUGUCCACUGAUCCCAACCGUUUCCGCACUAUGGUCCAAGAAAGCCUCCAAAGACAUGUUAAGGCCAUCAACAAGCUGUCUGAUGCAGGUAUGUUCUUUUGGGACUAUGGCAACGCAUUUCUCCUGGAGGCCCAGAGAGCCAGAGCAGAGGUAGAAAAGAUUGGUGGAAGACCAACAGAAUUCCGUUACCCUUCUUAUGUCCAGCACAUUAUGGGAGACAUUUUCUCUUUGGGUUUCGGGCCUUUCCGCUGGGUGUGCACAUCUGGCAACCCCCAAGAUCUCACUGUAACUGACAACAUUGCUGCUACCAUCCUGGAGGAAAUCAGUGCCAAUGUGUCUGAUCGCAUUAGACAGCAGUACAAUGACAACAUCCGCUGGAUCAGAGAGGCUGGAAAACACAAAAUGGUUGUGGGAUCCCAAGCCAGAAUCCUCUACUCUGACCAGAAAGGAAGAGUCUCCAUUGCUUUGGCUAUCAACCAGGCUGUCGCAGAUGGAAAAGUUUCAGCUCCUGUGGUAAUUAGCAGAGACCAUCAUGACGUUAGUGGCACAGACAGCCCCUUCAGAGAGACCUCUAAUGUGUAUGAUGGGUCUGCCUUCUGUGCAGACAUGGCGGUCCAGAACUUCGUUGGUGAUGCAUUCAGGGGCGCUACAUGGGUUGCCCUGCAUAACGGCGGCGGUGUUGGCUGGGGCGAGGUAACAAAUGGGGGAUUUGGUUUGUUAUUGGAUGGCUCAGAGGGGGCAGCAAAGCGUGCCACUCUGAUGCUCAACUGGGACGUCUCUAAUGGGGUGGCUCGUCGCUGCUGGUCGGGAAACUCGAAUGCAUAUGAGACCAUCCAGCGCACCAUGGAGGAGCACAGGCAGCUGCGUGUCACCAUGCCUUUCCCUGUAAAGGAUGAGCAUGUGCUGGACCGUGCCCUGCAGGGCUAGCCAACACUUCAGCUUAUGUUACAGAAACAGUCAGCUACAGACACACAACAAAGGAAACUUGCAGCUGCAGCUGACACCUGAUGCAACAGCUGAAAUGACUACUAGAAAUCAACCACAAAGACAACUCAAAAUACUGAAAAUCUGUCUAAAUCUAAAUAUUUGGUCAGUACUAGUUAACCAAUCAGUGCCAGUGAUGUUACAUAUUGUAUGUUGUCUUCCAUACAUACGCAGAAUGCACACAGAAGCUUCAUUAUUGUGAUAGGCUGUUUUAAUAGUUUAAUCUGCUUGAAUAUGUUCUUUGUGUUAUUGUGCUGAAAAUUAAACUGCAAGUUUGUUUAAAUUAUAAAA
Messenger RNA from Scomber scombrus (Atlantic mackerel), 2441 nucleotides. It is a transcript of the gene uroc1, whose product is annotated as urocanate hydratase 1. The record is from RefSeq and is a predicted model, not a curated record. Gene Ontology annotation, biological process: L-histidine catabolic process. The transcript has 19 exons. Lineage: Eukaryota; Metazoa; Chordata; Actinopteri; Scombriformes; Scombridae. The coding region runs from base 66 to 2093 and encodes 675 amino acids. Gene Ontology annotation, molecular function: urocanate hydratase activity.